Molecule: messenger RNA, 2554 nt
Organism: Myripristis murdjan (pinecone soldierfish)
Lineage: Eukaryota; Metazoa; Chordata; Actinopteri; Holocentriformes; Holocentridae
Product: stonustoxin subunit beta-like
Exons: 4
Coding region: 239-916 (225 amino acids)
Molecular function (GO): protein binding
Source: RefSeq, a predicted model, not a curated record
CUACAGCUGUUCGACUACAUCCGUGAUGGAUUCACACGCCUGUCAAGUUGAUGAUGGCUGAUCACUCCCCCUACUGGCCAGAGGUCAUCAUUGCGCUUCCUCAUGAGAGAGAGAGAGAGGGAGAGAGAGAGAGAGAGAGAGAGAGAGAGAGAGAGCGCUAAUUAAAGUGAAAGAGUCAAACUGUGUUGGGAGAGCAGCAGUAAAGUAAGACAGGACAGGAUAAAAAAACUUCACAGCGAUGGAACAGCGACUAGGAGCUCUGCCCACAAACUCUCUGGUGCCAGACUUUGAACAAGACCAGCUGGUGCCACCCUCCUGUCCUGUGUCCACUUCCCCGUCCCAGCCUGCAGAUGUCUCGCUGCCAGCAGACCCCAAGACCAGAGCUGACUUCUUAAAAUAUUAUGUUCAGCUCACCAUGGACCCAAACACAGUGUACAGAGAAAUGUGCCUGUCGGAGGGGAACAGAAAGGUGGAGCACAUGGAAAUAGUGCAGCCCUAUCCCGAGCACCCGGACAGGUUCUCUCACCUUUAUCAGGUGCUGUGUACAGAGGGCCUCACUGGACGCUGUUACUGGGAGGUGGAGUGGAAAGGCUCCAUCGAAAUAGCAGUCGCGUAUAAAGAUCUCAGCAGAACGGGCUAUUACGAUGAGUGUGCGUUCGGAUGCAAUGACAAGUCCUGGAGUUUGGACAUUAAUGAAAACUCAAAAUGUUUCAGACACAAUGAUAUUGAGACUGAGGUACCAGACCCCGGGUCCUGUAGAGUGGGCGUGUACCUUGAUCAUAAGGCAGGCACUCUGUCCUUCUACAGUGUCACUGACACCAUGACGCUUCUCCACACAGUCCAGACCACGUUCACGCAGCCUCUCUAUCCUGGGCUGUGGGUUGCAAACAGCGCUGAGCUGUGUGAACUGGAGUAGACACCCUCCUCCAAGUGGCCUCUGUCUCUGUCUCAUCUUGAGCUGUUGUGUCAGUGGGUGACACCUCAGGGCAGUGGAGAUGAGCAUUAUUACUUUCAGCUGGAAUCUGAGUUGUUGAAAGACAUCAUGGGCUACACAGAGUAUAAAGUGGUGAUUAUCAGCAGUCAGUGCCUCCACUACAACUGCAAACUAUACACACCCACCCCCUGAUUUACUAAAGGGCUGCAGUGGCACUAAUGGUGGAUAACAGGGUACAAAGUAACAUUUAUUUAUGUAUUUUAAGGGGUGUCAACUACAAAACACAAAAAUGAAGGAGUGAUUUAUUCUAAUGAGUAUAAUAGCUCCUUGUACCUUUUUUACUAACGGAAAACAGUUUAUUUAUCCCUGAAUCGUGAGCACUAUUUAGCAUCCAGAGGAAAGGACAUUUAAAUUUAGGUGCAAACAUGAAAAUGAUUUUUAAAUCCAUUUGCAGCCUACUUUGUUUUUCCAAAGUCAGUUCACAUUAUCAACUUAAAAAAGCAGAAGCAAAAAAUUACAUUUAUUAUUUUUAACAGGAAAGAUGUGCAUCUUUCAGUCAUCCUGUUUAAAUAGUGAUUCUGGUAUUCAUAUUGGCCAGUUGUGCAAAAUUGGCCAAACUGGUGAAUUUGGCACUGCUUACUUAUACAUCAGCUGUUAGUAAAUCACUUGCUAAACUGAUAAUAGUUGAGCUUGCGGCCCUUAUUUUUUUAGUGUAGUGUAUUAGUGUAGUAAAUCAGUGGGUCACUGCUCAAAAUUAUGCCAGCCACCCCCCCCACAACUGAACACUGGGGAGGGGAUUGUGGAUUAUGGGGUCCAGCAUUUUGAUAAUAAACCUCAAUGGCCCACCAACAGGCCUGCGUGAGACUCAGCUUCAUGCUCAGGGUCUCUGGGUAAAAUUUGAUGAACCUUUGGGGAAUCAUGUGUUUUCACACUGAUACCCUAUAUCCACAAAAGGAAACUGAUUGACCCACCGCAGCGCCACCAACAGGCCAAAAAGUCCCCAAGCUUCAAGCAGCAACAUCUCAGAGUGCACAGCACACACAUACACACACAGAGUCACUCAGAGCAGCUUGCACUAGUUAUUACAGAUGUCAUGGUCACUGUUGCCUUAUUUAAUUCUGCCAGAUAAUAUUUGUUUGCACACUGUAACUUAUCACAAUACAAAUACUGCAUCUGAAGUAAUUUUGCUGAAUGUGUCCUUAUGGUGAAAGUGCAGUUUAACAUAACUCUGUAAUCAAAACUGAUUCAGUUUUUGCUGGAUUUUAAUCAAGCGUAGAAGUAACUAAUUACAUGUACUCACUGUAAUAGAGUAGCUUCUUUGUGCAUUUGUACUUUUUCAAGUAUUUUUGAAGUAAGUAAUUUUACCUUUACACAGUGAUGAAGUACAUUUUUGCUGUAGAUUUGUUCUUAUGUAAUUUUAAAUCACAUCAAUCACCAAGCACAAAUCACAAAUCAUGUCAGCUCUCCAUAAGAAAAUUAAAGUGGACUAAAAUAUAUAAUCAAACUGACUGACCCUUCAGUCUUAAACUGAAGGGUCAGUCAGCAAGAAGGAGAAGAGUAAUCUGACUUUACUUUGUUUUGCACUAUUUUGUAACUUCUGAAAUUUUUCUAUUAAAAAUA